Molecule: messenger RNA, 8124 nt
Organism: Blepharisma stoltei
Lineage: Eukaryota; Ciliophora; Heterotrichea; Heterotrichida; Blepharismidae
Source: the annotation of a GenBank genome assembly
AUGAAAAGUCUCAUAAGCUUUAUCGCCCUUAUUGGACUUGCUUCUUGUUUGACAUUUGGAUCAUAUGAUUCAAAUUUAGACCCUGGCAGAAUUGUUUGGCCAAAAGAUACUUGGUUUAACAACCCUAUUGAGCUUGCCCAAACUAAUACAGGAUCAACAGUCACCAUGACAGUUAACUUCAGACCUACUACUACUUUGACUGGAGCAACAGUUCAGAUCAUUUUCCCUUCAACUUAUUCUACAGAAUCUACCAAAACUGUUACUCUUUCCACUACUUACAACUUAGAGUCUGGCAAAGAUACAAGUGUUACUUAUUCUACAACUCUUCCUAGCGCAGGCUCAUAUGGUCCAUUUGGAAUAGUUACUAGACGCAGCGAAACUGGGCAAAUUGUCGAUGCAAACUACAAUUUCGGUUGCAUCGCAGUAACUAGCUCAGUAUCAUCAAGCUCUCUUACUGUUUCUAGAACUACAAGCAGUACUGCCACUACAAUUAACACUGACAAUACUCUUGAAUUCCAGUUCACACUGACCUUCAGUCUUUGGGCUCAUGAUAUCAUUGAGAUUGCUCCAGAUUCAAAUUGGGUCCUAAAAACAGGCCCAACUUGCAAAUCAGUCGGAGACUCAAACCCUCUCUUAGGUCCAGACAGCUCGAAUACCAGCAACCUACCUUGCUCACUUGGACUAAAAAGCUCAACAACUGCUGGAGUGGCAACUGGGGCUGAUACUACUGUUGCUUCAGACAGCAUUUAUAUUUAUGGAAUUGCUUCAGACGCUUAUGUUUCUCAAGGAUCGACUUCAAAUUCAUAUACCAUAAAGCUUGAUGUUAGUUCUAUUACUUCACCAGCAUGGGUCACAAGCUCAAGCUCCUGGACAGUUUACAUUUGGAGAUUCGGAACCAACAACUUGCUUGCUAACUCCCCCCUCCGUGAGCGAACCAAAAAAUCUUGUAGGGGGUUUAAGUUUUUUUAAAUAAAAUUAUAUAUAUAUAAAUUUUUAUAGAAAAAUUAUUUUUUCGAAAUUUAAAAAUAUCCCACUUCGCAAAAAUUGGAAAGCAAAUAUUAUUUUAAUUUGUAAAGUUUAUGUUUUAAAACGCAACUCCAUUAAAAUUAAUAGAGAUUUCAUUAUACUAAUUAUACUUAUAUAUAAUUUUUUUUCCAUAAAAAAUUUUUGUUCGCUCACGGAGGUGGGGUUUUUGGGUAAAAAAUAGGUGUUUUUCUAAUGGUUUUGUUCGCUCGCGGAGUGGGGGAGUAAGUACUACACAAGCUCUGGUCCAGCAUCUACUGCAGGAUCAGCUACUUUUACAAGCUGGCAAAGUGUUAACUUCCCUUCAAACACAGUCAUGCAAAAUCAAGUUAUAUUUACUAAGCUUACAGUAGGCACUAAUAAUCCUUUGCCUGCUGAAAGCACUUUGACUGUCACUUUCAGCGGUGUUAAUAUAUAUGAUACUAUUUGGUGGUCAGAUCUCGAUACCACCACUGGCGCAUCUGCUGAUGGACUAUGCUACGUUACCCCAGCUAUUGAUGGCGCAAGCUGUUCAGCAUCUGAUGCGACAACUGCAACUGUGACAUUUACUAAAGCACAAGCUAAAGGAUCAGUAUCUUUUGUUUUAUUAAGCUACUUAUCUGGAUCAAGUCCAACAGUUACUAAAAUUACUACAUACUAUGGCUCAACCUCUAAUGUUGUAGAUCAAAGCGCAAGCAAUCCAGGCACAUUUACAGUUAAAGUAGCCUCAACAACUUAUUAUAAGAUUCCUGAUGUUGCUUUGCAUGCUCUUUCACACGGCACUACAAGCUAUCCAAAAAUGACCUCUCAAAGUGCCCCUGCUCCAUAUGCUCUAGGAGCCUCAGGUUCUGUUAACGGGCAAAACCAAGGAGGUGUCAAAAAUAAAGAUAUUUUCAUUCGUAUUACUCCUGGCAGCUCAAACACUUGGGGUGGUGGGUCUGGUUAUGCAACAACUGUAGUUUUAUAUUUCAACAGAGCAACUUCAUUCGAAUAUAGUAAUUUUGGCUCAGUUUAUUUUGAGAGCACUGCUUCAAAAGCUGAUUACAUUGAUACUGCAUCUUCAUUUUCAUCAGCAGCUGCCACUUUGACAGCAACUACUAAUGGUAUUACUCCUGGAGUCUCAACAAGCAAUCAACUUUCUUUAUCAUUCACUUCCUCAACCGAUGGUCUCGCAAGUGGCUCUUACUACUUUUUACAGUACUCUGAUGCUACCAAAACAAGCUUACCUUUUAUAGCAUCCAAUCUAGGAACCUUUUACGAAAUUUGGGCUAUUGCAUCCUAUACAGUGACUACCACAGCCACAACUGAAAUUGGGAGCUCAGUAAUUUCUGUACUUCCUCAAACCGCUAGUUCUCAAUUCUUUACAGUGCCUAUUUGCAUAGAUAACCUGGAUGGAAUCCCAAUAGUCAAUCACUAUGAACCAUUAACUGUAGACUUUGACUUUUCCUCCCAAUCAUACGCAAUUGACAUUGAAAUUGAUGUAGGAUAUAGCACUACGACAGGAUUCAUGGGUACUGGCAUCAUGGCAAAUAGCGAUAAUACUGGAACUCUUACCCUUAAUACCAACUUUUUAUCUAGUGCCUCUGGCGCUACUGCUACUUUUAAAGUCUCAACGAAUAAGCUAACAAUUACUCUCAAAGGUCUUGGAUCGACUACUAUUUCAUCUUCAACAAAGGUAUUAACUUAUUUCCCAAGCGCAAUCGCUACCUUAGCAGAAGCAUCCUUGAACAUUAAUUCAUAUUUCUACUUCCCAAAAUCAUCUGAUAGUUCAGUUAGACAAGUUCUCUACCAAGGUUCACUUAGCUGGACCGUCGCAUCUGUAAAAAAUUUCGAUGCUACAUCAACAGGUGCUACAAAAACUUCAGCCACAGCAUGGGCCAUUGGAUCUUCAGCAGGCGUUACUAUUUCUAAUACUCUUGAUAGCGAUAAUAGAGCAACUUCAAUAGUCAAUAAUGAUUAUAGGGCUUUCCCUUGAAUAGCCCGAUAACGGGCUGGCUUCAUCCCGUCAUUGGGCUAUUCAAUGGAAAGCCCCAUAUAUUGGAAUUGGCCUCUCACCAGGAUUUAUAUUUUCAGGAACUCCUACAUACUCUGUUAAAGUUGGUUCGGGUAGUACUACAAAUUCUCCUGCUUCUACAACAUAUUAUUUAGGCUCUUCAAGUGAUACUGGAGUCGGCGGGUUUAUUAUGGCUUAUGGUACAUGGGGUGCUGCAACACCUACUUCUACUGCAUCAACCUAUGACCUCGCAGUUACAGCUCUCCAACCACCAAACCAUUCUCUUAUAGCUGGAGAAGGCACGUGGGGUGUGUGGGUAGCAUCAUCAUCAGCAAUAGGAGGCGCAUGCUCUUAUUCUGAAGCUUAUUCUAGCUCCUCUGAUUCUACUGUUACAAUAGAUGAAACCACAUUAGCCACUCCGACAUGCACUAGCAGUUCUGGCUCUAUUAUAGGGCUAAGUGCAGACUCUGUAAAUCUUUCAAUGACUUUUGGCUUCACCACUACCAUUACAGUGCCUAAAGAUGGUAAAGUUACUUUCACUUUGGAUAGCUCAUGGACUUGGCCAAGUACAGCAUCAAGCUACUCAUCUUCAAUUUCAGCAACUUUUGGCAUUUCUGGCUCAACUUUAACAGCUACGUUGACUGCUGAACUUAAAGCAGGCUCAUAUACUGUGAUCGCAGCUGGAGUUGCACCACCAACAAAUAGCGGAGCUUCAAGCAUUGACAAGGAUUGCUUCACAGCACUUAAAACCUCGACAGCUGGUUUUACAAUUGAGAGUUGGGCUACAGCUGGAGGAAGCCCAUUGCAAACAUCAAUUGCUUCUUCUGCUUCUGUGACAACUGGUGUUUCUACUUUGACUGUCAAUGCCUAUCCUAACGUUCCAAGCAAGCUUGCUGAUAUCUUGCUUACAUUUUCUUUAAAUAAAAAAAUCCCUGCUACUGGCUAUAUUACGAUAUCGACACCUUCUUCUCUUACUUGGUCUUAUUCCACAUCAACAGCUAGCAUUAAAAACUACUGUUGGACCAACUUUGUAUACAGCAGAUGUGAAAUAGCUUCAUCAACUACAAUCAACAUUUACCCAUCUGCUGACAUUGCCUCUGGAACCAGCAUUGUUGUUUAUUUGGAUGGCGCAACCACUUUUUCAGCUGCAGGAAGCUCAGGAAACUUCUUGAUUUAUGCCUAUUGGGGAUCAGCUCCAACUAAAAUUGUUGAUGACUCAGCAGUCACCUCAGGUGGAGCUGCAAUUACUGUUGGAUCUGCUGUUUCUGCUGCACUUACCCUUGGAGUUACUAUGGACAUCUCAACUGCAGGAGAAAAGGCUGCUUACACAUUUACCUUCAGUUCUGAAGCAGCAAUUGCAAGCGGAGAUCUAAUAUACAUUCAAUUCCCAAGAGACUUUGACGCUUACAUUGGAGAUGCUGACAACACCUACCCUGACUGUUUACCAAAUAACUGGUAUCUCACCUGCACAUCAUCAGCUCUUGGCACCGGCAUUACUUGCACUGCAGAUCACUGGUAUCUUAUUGUAUCAGGAGCUUCUGCACAAUCUGCUGGAGCUUCAGCAUCCCUCGUUGUCUAUGGUGUAAGAAAUCCAGGACCUUCUGCAACUGGAUAUUUCAAUAUUUGGCAUUACGAUUCAACUCAAAAGCUAAAGGCUUCAUUUUAUUCAUCUGUUUCAGUAACCCCUACUUCCUCAAUUAGCAAUAUUAACCUUAAGCCUCUAUCAGCUACAGACCGCACAUUGACCACUUCCACAACCUAUAACUUCGAUUUCUACCCAGCCAUAAGUUCAAGUACCACCUUCAGCUCAGCCAAUACAUUCAACAUUGUUUUCCCUCAACAAUUCAACGUCAAACUAUACUCUACCAGCUCUUUAAGCUGCAGUGCAUCAACUUAUGAUGAAACUUCAGCCACAUCUCCUACUGGAAGCAGUUGGGUAAGCACCAGCUCUUGCAGCGUAAGUGGAAACGUCGUCUCUUUUGCCAUUCCAAGCGGCUCAACUCCUACAGUCAAAACAACUGACAGAAUCAGAAUUUCAUUGACCAGCGUUAACAAUCCACAGUAUGGCUUAACAAGAACCAAAGGUUGGGAUGUUAUAGCCUGAACACGCUAUUGCUAGAUAAUUACUAAGAAUUAGAAUUGCCAGUUCUGGGUUCAAGCUAUAUCUCUAUAUAAGUAAGUAAAUCUAGACUAUAAUAGAUCUGCCAACUCAGAGUGUUAGUUUGCCACUGGAAUUAGAAGUCAAAUUUCCAUGCAUAUUGUACAAGACCAGGCAUAAUCAGAGUAAUAAAGGGUUUAGGCUAUACUGGAAGCAAUUAUGGAUCUUCGUAUUCUUAUUGGUCAAACAGAUUUGACUUAUACGUUGUAGACUCCACCAACAAGGUCCUUACUGGAAGAACUUAUGGAGUCCUUAACUCUGGAUAUUUAGGAUACUCCCUGAGCACUGCUUCAUCAAUUGAUGUUAAUUCAUACAAAGGAUCAACCAAGGCUAACCACAUCCAACUCUUACCUGGACAACAAAGUGGUGAUAUUUCAAUCAGCGUUGUCUCAGGAUCAAAUAACUUUGGCUUGAAAUCACAAAAAUUGGUACUGACUGCAAAGACAAACUCUAAUUAUCCAGACACAGCUAGCAAUAUUAAAUUCACUUCAUUCUACCACUCAUACACUGCUUUCCAAUUGGAUAGUGAAAUCGCGUUCAGAGUAUCAGCUGCUACUGGAACUGCACUCGGAAUUUAUUAUGCUACGAAAGGUUAAGAUUGAUUUUAUGGCUGAAAUCAAGCCCUUAUUUUUAUUAUCAGUAAAUUUGUUUAAAAUUCUCAAGCUUACUCCCCCCCCUCCGUGAGUGAACAAAAAAAUUUUGUUCACUCACGGAGGGGGUUAAUUUUUUUGUUUUUAACAAAAUUUAUAUAUAAAUUAUAUAGAAAAUAUUUUAAAAAAAUCCUAAUUCGCAAAAAUUGGAAAGCAAAUAUUAAUUUAAUUUAUAAAAUUUAUGUUUUAAAAAGCAAUUUGUUUAAAAUUAAACAGAAUUAGCUCUAGAUUUCAUUAUACUAGUUAUCACUUAUAUAUCAAAAUUUUUUUCAAUAAAAAAUUUUUCUAUUAAAAAAAUUUUUGUUCACUCACGAAGGGUGGGCUUUUGGGCAAAAAAAUAGCGAUUUUUCUAAUGUUUUUGUUCACUCACGGAGGGGGGGAGUUAGCAAAGCUAGGUUUAUAUUGACUGGACUGUCGUAGAAACUCGCCAAGAUGGAGUAGCUAACAACAUUUACAGUGCUCCUCUCAGCGUUAUGGUCGAAGUUUGCAGCACCCCAACAACUGGCACAAUCGUACCUACUGUUGACACUCUUCCAACCCUUUACGUAGGCUAUACUAGCAUUCCAAUCUUUGUAACCCUUCCUAGUGCUCCAGCUACUCAAUUAAUUGUUACUCCAUCAUUCGGUACCACAGCUACUGGCAUUACCAUCAACCCUGCAACCCUUACAUUUACACCAGACACCGAAACUCUCUACUUUGAGCUUGUAGUAGCUUCAACUUAUGCCACAACUCAGACACCUAAGCUUUCUUUCACUGUAACUGGCACUGAUGCAGCUAUCUAUGCUGCCCCAGCUUCUCAAUCUCCAACAGUUACUGCAACUCUCCCUACAUCAUCAACCUCCCUAACUUUAAGCGCUGGUACUCCUACAGGUACUUCAAUGACAAUUACAGCCAAAUUCAGCCAAGAUGCAGUCAUCUAUUGGGGACUUACCUGCUAUGGUGCUGCAGCUCUUACUUACUCUGAGCUUAAGGCACAAAUCCAAAGUCUCGUAUCUCCUGAAUCUACUAUAGACAGCCUUGAAAAGCAGCUUGCAGAUGAGUAUCAGCUGGUGAGUAUUAAAUAAGCCCCUCAGCCUACAUUUUAUCUGCAUAUCUUUGGUAAGAAUUUUGCUUUUUUGGCAUUUAUUUAUAAAUUUAAAUUUUUGAAUACGUUUUAAUAAUAAAAUUUAAUUGAUUAAAAUACUCUAAAAUGCCUAAUUUAAGCUAUAAUUAAUAUGCUAAAUUCAGUUUGAUGUGGAAAGCAGUAAAAUAUGACUAAAGGUGUGAUAAUGAAUUUUUUUGGCCAUCUGGCUACUGAGACCCAUAUCGACUACACUAAAGACACUGAUAUUACUUCUUUCUUCAAGAGAAUUCACAAGAAUCACUGCAACACUCUAUGGUCCAGCGCUAUAGUAAACAGAUCUAAGAAUGGGCAAGUACAAAUCACCUUUGACUGGCUCAUGGAUAACACUCACUAUUCCUUCUAUGCAUAUGCUGACAAUAAAAUCAGCAGCACUCAACCUACUGCAACUACUGACUUUACCACCUCCUCCUCCCAGGCUGUUUAUUCCACCUCAGUAACCUUCACAGGAGAUGUCGCAGCAAGUCUUGAUGACAGUAUCAGAAGAGGCUUGGCAAAGAAUAUGGGAGUUAACCCUGAUUGGCUCAUUUCUACAGGAAGAACAACUCCAUCAUCAGCAACCGGAUCUUUAAGGUUCCUCCAGACCUCAACUACAACCUACUCAAGAUUUAACUACCAAAUGGUUUAUGACAGAAGCAAGCCAGGCUACUCCCCAUCCUAUAUGCUCGCCCAACUUGACCAAACUGGAGCUACUACUGAUUUGACUUCUAUCGCUGGAUCUGCCCCAGCCGCUUUUGGAAGCGCAACUUCUGUAUCAACUGGCACAGUCCCUACCUGGUCAGUUGACCCAUCUAAGACUUCAGUUGCUGACACAAGUGCUGUUUUCAGUGUAACCUCAUCUCAAGUUGGUAUUGCUUGUGUAUCUUGCACUGAUAUCACUACAACUAAAACUACUUAUGCUUGGCAAGUUAUUGACGGAUUAGAUGCUGAAUCUAACGAAGCACAUGGAACAUGCGCCAAUGUUACUACAGCGGCAACAGCUAUCUCACUUACAGUUUCAGGUUUAACCCAAGCCACAUCCUACACUUGCUAUUUCACUGCUUGCAACAGCUACCCAACUCAUACUUACUGUAUGGAUGCCAGCACCAGUGGAUCAACAGUCACUCCUUUGAAGAGUGUUUCAAUUACGACUACAGGGUCUAAAGAUGAUGCAGCAAUUUACCUUGGUCUCUUGACUGCUUUCUUCUUAAUCUUUAACUAA